Anas platyrhynchos (mallard) is the source of this 3489-nucleotide messenger RNA. RefSeq names its product serine protease 23 (gene PRSS23). NCBI's taxonomy places the organism in Eukaryota, Metazoa, Chordata, Aves, Anseriformes, Anatidae. The record is from RefSeq and is a predicted model, not a curated record. Gene Ontology annotation, biological process: proteolysis. Gene Ontology annotation, molecular function: serine-type endopeptidase activity.
CCCGCCCGGCCGGCCGGGGACAGGGCGCCUGCGCCGGGGGCAGCGGGGCCGGGGGUCGGGUCUCGGAGCUGGGGAUCUGGGGCUGAGGGCUCGGAGCCGGGGACUCGGGGCACGGCGGCGGUGGCUUGGGGAGCCACCUGCGGGAGGCUCCGCUCCGCCCCGCUCCGCCCCGCUCGGAGCAGGCGGCCGGGGGAAGGCGCCCCCGAGCCCCCCUCGCAGGCGGCGGCAGGGAUGGGACCGGCCCCGCCGCCACCUGCCUGAGCCGCUCCCGCAGACGCCGCCGCCGCCUCCUCAGCGGGGGAGCCCCGACCGGCAUUCAGAAUGGCAGGCUUGUCCACGUUAAUCCUCCUUUUGUGUGCUGCUAAAGAUGUGAUGCCCUCCAGUCCUCACUGGAAGCCAACAUGGCCUUCUUACAGAGUUCCAGUCAUCCUGCCACAGUCUACCCUCAACUUGGACAAGCCACAGUUUGAUGCUGAAGCCAGACUGGAUGUGGUGUCUCCCUGCGGCCCAGCCUGCCACAAAAGUUCUCCGCUGCCAACUUAUGAAGAAGUGAAGAACUACCUGUCCUAUGAAACCUUGUACGCUAACGGUAGCCUCACUGAAACCGAAGUGGGCAUAUACAUUCUGAGCAGCAGUGAUGGGUCUCAAGGCAAAUCUCGAACUAAGAGACAGAUCUAUGGCUAUGACAGCAGGUUUAGCAUUUUUGGGAAGGACUUCUUGUUGAAUUACCCGUUCUCCACAUCAGUGAAGCUAUCUACAGGUUGCACAGGAACACUAGUGGCUGAGAAGCAUGUUCUUACUGCCGCUCACUGUAUCCAUGAUGGCAAGAGUUACGUCAAAGGAGCUCAGAAACUGCGGGUGGGCUUCCUGAAGCCAAAACUGAAAGACGGCAGCAAAGGGGCCAAUAUCACCAACUCAGCAAUGCCUGAAAAAAUGAAAUUCCAGUGGAUCCGAGUGAAACGGACACACGUCCCCAAAGGAUGGAUCAAAGGCAACGCCAAUGAUAUUGGCAUGGAUUAUGACUAUGCCCUGCUGGAGCUCAAGAAGCCUCAUAAAAGAAAGUUUAUGAAGAUAGGUGUGAGCCCACCAGCAAGACACUUGCCUGGAGGGAGGAUUCACUUCUCUGGCUACGACAACGAUCGUCCAGGAAAUCUGGUGUACCGUUUCUGUGAUGUCAAAGAUGAAACGUAUGACCUGUUGUACCAGCAGUGUGAUGCCCAGCCAGGUGCAAGUGGAUCUGGGGUGUAUGUGAGGAUGUGGAAGAGGCAGAAUCACAAAUGGGAACGUAAAAUUAUUGGAAUAUUUUCAGGCCAUCAGUGGGUGGACAUGAAUGGCACCCCACAGGAUUUCAAUGUAGCUGUUCGCAUCACACCCCUCAAAUACGCACAGAUCUGUUACUGGAUCAAAGGCAACUACCUUGACUGCAGGGAAGGAUAAAGACAAUGAAACUCCAUGAAAGCACUUAAUGACUGGUUUUAAUUACUUAUGUGAGGAGAGGCUAGACUUCUGCUGCAAAUGUGUGUGAUACGUUCUUGUAACAUCGGGAUGUGAUAUGUAGCUUUUUGAGCAAGCCACCUUGUUCUCAGGACUGGGGCUAUGUGGUGCUGUCAUUUCAACUAGAAACUGGGGUUAAAGGAACAUCAUCUGGGAGGGGAAGGAGCAGGUGGACUUGCUGAAUUUGCAGCUGAGCAACUGAAGAUUAAUGAGGGGCGGAUCAGUAAACAGUACAAAAUCAGAACCGUCUCCAAAGAAUCCUAUAAAAGGGACGCUGUUGACUAUCUCAUGCCUAUGAUGUUUGUUUUAAUAAAUCCUAGGAUUAGUAGAAAUGCUUUGAUCUGAACUUUUAAAAGAAAAUAUUUCUAUGCUGUUGGGGGCUGAAGAGGGGCAUUUAAUAGUGUUUGCAACCCAAACAUUACAGCUUUGUGUUCCUGCAUGAGAAAGGGAGUGUGAAAAGGGCAAGGCAUGCGCUGUGGGAGAUGAAUGCCACACAAAUAGCGUGAAGGGUAAAUAACUGCAUAACACUUCUAACCUUCUUUCAGCCUGAGUGAUCUGAGACUUUAUUAGUAACAUAGUUAAGAAAAAUGCUUUUUAAGCAAACAGACCUUGAUGUUGCAAGGACUUAACUGUGAAGAUGAUGUUGGUCACAUGAGCAGUGCCAUUGCAUCCUGCUUUGGGAAACAUAGAUCACACAUGGGCUUAAAUCUUUUUAGCAGCUGGGGCACAGCCUCACACCUAUCAGGAUCCCUACGAAUAUUCUAUUAUAGAAAGCAUAUGGGGAUGGAGGCUUAUCCUCUGUUAUGUUCUCCAUAGAUAUUUUUUUUUUUAAGGAAAAUUUAAUGUCAGCAACUGAGACAUUUCAUAGGGGAAGCCUGUCUUGCUCUUGCUGAUGAUCUGAACUGCUGACUGUAAAGCAGGCAAAGGGUAGAGCAGGACAAGGGUUUUACUGAAUUUUCCACACUCUCUGUUGACAAUCCAUGCUGUCUACCUAAACAUAAGUGAAGUAGAGGAACCCUACAUUUAUAAGUGUCUCUCUAUCAUAUCCCUUUCACAGCAUAAUUUGUACAGCACUUUGACUUCCUUUUCUUGUGUUGUUUGAGGCAGGGACCCCUUUCCCUGUCAAAUUUUUCAGUUACAAAUAGUUCUUGGCAAGUGCACAGUUCAGUAAUUCUGCUGAAACAGAGCCAAAUUGCAGGAUGUAAUCUGAGUUACUAGGAAGUGAUGCUCUGCUGUCUUUUAUAGACAUCAUCAACUUAUAUUUUUACUACAGCAGAAUUGUAGUUUAAAACAAGAAGUGCCUUGUAUAAGUAACAUCAAUCCAGCCAAACACUUGUAGCUUAGCAAACAGCAUUGGGAAGUCAGUGUGGUCUGUACAAACAGUGUUCUCAGGUGGAUCAUGCCACUGUAUUACAGUAACAUAGUUAAGUACAUGCUGCCAUGACAAUAUUAUUUUCUUAAAUAGGAGGAUAGACACUGGCUCCAGUUCCUCUUCCAUCCAUCUCUCACUGUCUCCUGAAGCUUACCAAGUUGCCCCUGGCUCUUGGUGUUAUGGGGCAAAGGCAAGGCCCUGGUGUGAAAUGGCAGAGCUGGAAGGAGUGAGUCUGAGCAGGGCUUCCCUAUGCUAUACAAGGAAAAUGUUAAUUCAGCUAAGCCUUUCUUUCACUCUACUAAUUACUGUGGCAUUUGUAAACAUAUGCCUGAUGGUGCUUUAUCUUUGUGAUGGCUUUGGCUCUAGUUCUGAAAGCCAUUUGUGCUAGAGCUGCCUAUGAUUAUUAUUUUUAUAGGUGCAGCAUAUGAAAACAUGGACCCUCACGGGUUUUUGGUGCACUCAGAUACAAGCAGCUACUAAUGCUUUGACAUAUGAAUAAUCACCACAUGUAUCUGAUGGUCUUUUUCUGCCUUUUUAAUUUCCUUUACUCUAUGACUGUUGUCUGGAGCACUUUUGUUUGAAUGUAUCACAGUGAAUAAAGAAAGUUAUGGAAUUUCAAUGCA